AUGCAAGAGAUAAUUUGUGGAUGUGCGGGUAAGCCAAUGGUAGAAAAUACACGUUCUUGCCGCUGUGAAUGUCCAGCUCUCAUAAGAUUGUUGCGGUCCAAGGAUAAUGGAUGGUACAUAGCUGAACAUGGGGAUGUAAACAUAACCAUGCACUCACGCAAACUUACGGUCAGACACUGCACUGGCCAUAUUUAUGUUUACAGCAGGGACCUUGUCAAGCAGCUACGGCAAAACAGUGUCAACCUUGCCAAGGUGUACGGCAUCAUCGGGAGCUUUUUGGCAAGAUGGAGAAUGUACCUUUUACAAAAAGAGCAUUGCAGGAUUUGUGUGGAAAGAUAA
Molecule: messenger RNA, 339 nt
Organism: Triticum turgidum subsp. durum (durum wheat)
Lineage: Eukaryota; Viridiplantae; Streptophyta; Magnoliopsida; Poales; Poaceae
Source: the annotation of a GenBank genome assembly